This is a messenger RNA of Esox lucius (northern pike), 1707 nucleotides long. RefSeq lists its product as uncharacterized. Gene Ontology annotation, cellular component: paranode region of axon; cell cortex; extracellular exosome. Gene Ontology annotation, biological process: actin filament organization; regulation of cell projection organization; regulation of cell shape. The record is from RefSeq and is a predicted model, not a curated record. Lineage: Eukaryota; Metazoa; Chordata; Actinopteri; Esociformes; Esocidae. Gene Ontology annotation, molecular function: actin filament binding. The transcript is spliced from 2 exons. The coding region runs from base 127 to 948 and encodes 273 amino acids.
ACGUCUGUGGACCGAUUAAACAAAAGCUCAGGAAAACAAGAGGUGCACAAUUGACAACAUCAGAGAAGCCUGAUCAAAACUGCCAACGGGGGUUGGAGUCAAAAAAGAAAUAAAACAUAACCCACAAUGGACGUGGAAGAGAGCCACUCUCCUCUGAAUCAGCCAGAAGGGGACGGUUCAGGUGGACGUGGGGAUGUGAUGGUGUCCCAGGUGGUGGAGAUUCUCAGCGGGAUGAGUCUGGGGGCCGUCCGGUCUCUGGAGCAGGCUGAGGGCAGAGCCACAGCCGCUAUGGACGAGGAGGGAGAGGACGCAGUGUUCUUCGAGGACGGUGAAGCACCUGUACAUGCAGAAGGAAGGUCUCUUCCCUCAUUUGUUAGAUCCACGGAGAGGUCCGCUGGACCACAGAGGGGGGAGUUAGACCAGCUCAAGGCUGAGACAGACGGAGGAGACACAGGAAGCACUGGCCUUUUGAAUAAAGGUGAUACUGGGUUACUUCAAGAUACCCAAAUUGCCCAAACUCAGCCCCAGAAAGAAACUUUGCCACGAGACACAACUCAAAAACAUGAACUGGCCCGAGCCCAGCCAGGGAAGGACACAUGGACAGACACUGUUUCAUCAGUGGGUCAGGAGAUGGUGGUAAAACAUGCACCCGAGUCAACAGCCCUGCCUGUACUGGAGGGGACGGCCCAGCAGAGAGGCAUGCCUGAGACGCCAUCUUCCUCUGGGGAUGAACUCAGCGGUGAGGGCCCGGAUGAGGCGGAGAAAAACACCAACAAUGGUUCCCAAGAUUCCCUGUUGGGAGAUCAGAAGUCCAGCCUUACCUGUUGUAAGGAGCCCUCCAACCACAACACCAGCUCCAAAUACAACACUGUGUCCUAUAGGAAGAUACGCAGAGGCAACACUCGGCAGAAGAUUGAUGAGUUUGAGUCCAUGAUGAUGAAUAUGUAACAAUACUUUUAAGUUCCUUUUUGGAAGAUACUGCAGCUAUACUCCAACAAUGAGUUGGACAUGGCAUGCUAAACCAGCUGCUGUGGAAACUGGCAUACUGAUCAAUUGGCUACAUCGGUUGUAUAUCUUUGUUAAAUACAAUUGCUUAACAGGGUGCAUUGUAUUCCCGAUUGAAGCCAAAACAGACAUCUGAACUCUACGAGACUAGAACUUACCACUGAAAUGGGCUCAUUAGGCAUAGCAGUUAUGUUACAAUGGAUUGACAUAUAGCUAUAAAUAAAAAAUAAUCCUCCGUUUUUUUUUACUUUUGAUUACUGAAGGUGGUAUCUCAUUAGAUUAAAAUCAUUGAGAAUCUAGUAAUAUGAAGAUUAAGACGAGCGAAGUUAGUCAUCUUCCAAACAAUUCCUAGAUGUUUUUCAGUACACUUCAUUACACAGGUCAAACAGAAAUGUACACCUUUUAAAAUAUAUAUUAAAAGAAUCGGGUAAGGUUUUAAGAACUAAAUCAACUAAAAUAGUCAGCCCUUUAAGUAUGACUCUUCAACUUCGGUCCUCUAGGGCCAAAAUGUUUGGCUUUAUCUGCUAGUUAAUUACACACUCCUGGUAUCUCAAUUUUGAGUCAGGAAAAAAAGUGUUUGCCUGCAAAGACUUGUCCUCUUUAACAACCCAACCAUUCUAUACCAUGAUAUGUGCCUAAGAAUAGAAAGAAAGAGUACAUGUUCUAAAGAAACUAUUGUUGCAUGAUAAACUCACUAAAGUG